This is a messenger RNA of Juglans regia (Persian walnut), 1047 nucleotides long. RefSeq names its product transcription factor bHLH146-like. Bases 271 to 936 code for a protein of 221 amino acids. The record is from RefSeq and is a predicted model, not a curated record. Lineage: Eukaryota; Viridiplantae; Streptophyta; Magnoliopsida; Fagales; Juglandaceae. Gene Ontology annotation, biological process: regulation of DNA-templated transcription. The transcript is spliced from 2 exons.
AACCAGCACUGCAAACUUCUUUUGCCUCCAUCUUCGCGGUGGAGAAUAAUCCAAACCAAAAGAAAAAGAGAGCAUUACACAUAUCUCUCUCGUAUUGUUCUCUUUCAAUUAAUUCGUUUUCUAUUUUCGUUUCUUCGUAUCAUAUCCUCCUAAAUUUGACUCGAGCCCCUUUGAUUUAGCAAUUCUCCCUAAUACAAAUAUAGCCCUUAUAAUCACCACAGGCCUGUGAUCUUGCUGUGGCCGUACGUGGCAGCAUUGUUCAUUUCUUGGAUGGAGAGGCAAAUGCGAACAAAGAGACGCAUUUAUUCCCUUGAACCAAACGAAAAAGUACGCGCCGUGUUUACAAGAAGAUAUGUGGAUCACUUAGUGCCAGCUUUAUUGAAGAUCAACCAAAAGAUUCUAUCAGAUGAAAAUGAUAAUCAACCAAAGGAUAGGUUGGAGAAACUUGUUCGACAUGAAGUGGACAUGGCAAUGGUACUGUCUGCUGAGGAGUUUGCAUGGAGUCGUGCCUUGAAACUAAAGCUUCAAACAAAUGAUGAUCAUCACGAUGCAGGUGGAUUCACGAACUCUUCCAGCUUUCAUCAUCUUACAUCUUCCAACAGUCAUUACACUUGUAGGCAAAAUAAUGGUAAGAUUUCACUACCUGUUUCUAAUGCGUUGAUCCCAAAGAAAUUUUCUCAAAACCCUAAUUAUAGUAAGCCAGAACUUAAGAAGCUGAUCACUAGGAGUAAUAGGAGAUCAGUAAUACUGAGAAAAAAAGAUGGAAGUGAAGAGCAGAAGAUCAGUAGCAGCCAGUUGAAGAAUCUUAGAAAUCUUUUACCAGGGGGAAAUGAGAUGGAUGCUGAUGAUGAGUUGCUCAAAGAAGUGGGAAGUUAUAUAACCUGUCUUGAGUUGCAGGUGAAUGCUCUUCGGUUUCUAGUGGAAAAUACAAGCUAAUUUUGUUUCUUUUGCAAGCCACUUUAUUCUCUGCACUUGGUUCUAUGUAAUCCGCGUGGAAAGGUUUAUGGCACUCAUGGAUAUCAUUUUAUGUAGGGGAAUGUUAGUCUU